UGUGACCUAGUUAGGAGCGUAACUGAACAAUGUUUGCUCCAUUAGCACGUGUCAGAGGUGCUUACACGGAGUCAUGACCUCACAUUUUCCGCCGCAUCUCUAAAUCAUGAAUUUUUAGUGAAGCGGGGUGACGUGCAGGGGUAUAAAGGUCCGAAACGAGCUCGGGUUCCUCUCACAGCGUUCGAUUCCGUCAGAUAAACCCAAAGCCCUGAAACCUUCAGCAUUAUGGGUAACGAGCGCCUCCUGCUCCUCACGCUGACCUGCUACGUUCUGAUCUGGGUCGGAAACUGCGACGAUCCGGUGGAGGUCCGUGCCGCCGAAGAUGACUUCAUGGUGCAUGGGGAGAAAGAGCUGAUCGAAGCUCUUCAAGAGGUCCUCCAAAAACUGAAGAGGAAACAAAACCCCCCCAGUGAGAAGAGGUUAGGUUGGGUUUCUCUGUGUGAUGCAGGUGAGCAGUGCGCUAUCCGUAAAGGAGCUCGUUUUGGGAAGGUGUGCACCUGUCCGGCUGGAACCAUGUGCAGCUUCUCCAUCCUAAAGUGUUUGUGAGAGUGUUUGUGUCCUCCAGCUGUAAAUAAUGCCGUCAUUAAAUAAAUGCAUUUUAUAAA
Messenger RNA from Trichomycterus rosablanca, 605 nucleotides. RefSeq names its product cocaine- and amphetamine-regulated transcript 1 (gene cart1). Gene Ontology annotation, biological process: adult feeding behavior; positive regulation of MAPK cascade; negative regulation of appetite. The coding region runs from base 226 to 546 and encodes 106 amino acids. Gene Ontology annotation, molecular function: neuropeptide hormone activity. NCBI's taxonomy places the organism in Eukaryota, Metazoa, Chordata, Actinopteri, Siluriformes, Trichomycteridae. The record is from RefSeq and is a predicted model, not a curated record. The transcript has 3 exons.